This is a messenger RNA of Cylicocyclus nassatus, 264 nucleotides long. The record is from the annotation of a GenBank genome assembly. Lineage: Eukaryota; Metazoa; Nematoda; Chromadorea; Rhabditida; Strongylidae.
AUGGCAAAGUUCAAAAAAGCUAGUUAUUGCGUACUGGUUAAAGGUCUAUGGGAACCGAAUCCUGACGAUCCUCAUAAUCGUGACCAUGCCAACAAAUUCUACUAUGCACCUCGAUCAGUGGGGGUGGAUUGGCUGAAUGGACAGAUAGCUUGGGGUGCUCAUUGGGCUGUGCCUGCAGCUGGAACUGGUGGUACAGACGGAUUCAGUGCCGUUCAUUUCCCUACCAUUGGAACGUUCUUGAACAUUCCGGAUGAUUACGAUUAG